Messenger RNA from Ochotona curzoniae (black-lipped pika), 1508 nucleotides. It is a transcript of the gene FKBP1A, whose product is annotated as FKBP prolyl isomerase 1A. Bases 103 to 429 code for a protein of 108 amino acids. The record is from RefSeq and is a predicted model, not a curated record. The transcript has 5 exons. NCBI's taxonomy places the organism in Eukaryota, Metazoa, Chordata, Mammalia, Lagomorpha, Ochotonidae. Gene Ontology annotation, molecular function: peptidyl-prolyl cis-trans isomerase activity.
GCGACGCGCGGAGGGAAGAGCCGAGUUGCGGUGCUGCUGCCAGGUCCGCGCUCGGUGCACGCUUUCCGUCUCGCUGCCCGCCCAGCGUCCGUCGCCGCCGCCAUGGGAGUGCAGGUGGAGACCAUCUCCCCCGGAGACGGACGCACCUUCCCGAAGCGCGGCCAGACCUGCGUGGUGCACUACACCGGGAUGCUUGAAGAUGGAAAGAAAUUCGAUUCCUCCCGGGACAGAAACAAGCCCUUUAAGUUUAUGCUGGGGAAGCAGGAGGUGAUCCGAGGCUGGGAAGAAGGGGUUGCCCAGAUGAGUGUGGGUCAGAGGGCCAAACUGACCAUCUCCCCAGAUUAUGCCUACGGUGCCACCGGGCACCCGGGCAUCAUCCCACCUCAUGCCACUCUCGUCUUUGACGUGGAGCUUCUAAAACUGGAAUGACAGGAAUGGCCUCCUCCCCUAGUUCCCUGUUCUUGGAUCUGCCAUGAAGGGGUCUGGUGCUCCAGGCACGUGCACACGAAUCCAUCGGAGCUUUUCCUGCGGUUCCACUAAGCCCUCUGUACAAACAGCAGCCCGACUGAAUGUGUUCUGUCCCUCGGCUUUGCUUCUCACACCCCUACUUCCUCUCCCCUGCCUCUUUGUAUGUGUGGUCACCUAAAGUGUACACCAUAAACCUCAAGUGGCUCGUUUUAUUUUGUUCUCAUUUUAGGGUAAAGAUUGUUUCCGUUUUGGGUCUAGGUUUCCAAUGGAGAAGUGGUCAGGUAUCAACAGCACAGUGGUAGGUCAACUUCAGUGCAGGAGUUGGUGUUGGGUGACAGGGUUUGCAAGAGUCUUUAUUUUUAUUUUUUGGUUGGGAUUUGUAUCUAUUAUGUAUUAGGCAGCCUUGCUGCAGCACUGCCGGGGGCUGAAUGAGUCUCCCACGUGAGACACGUCCUCGGGUUAGAUUAACAUGCUGCCCAAACUGGAGUGGGGACAGGGGAGCCUUCGCCUGCACAGCCCCUGCCCAGCCUCCUGAAGCUACUCUGCCUUUGCCACCUGACCGCGUCCCUGCAAUGCUGGACACUACAGGUACCUGUCCCUGGCCAGCAGGGACCUCUGAAGCCUUCUGUGCGACCUGGCUGACUUUUUUUUCCCCUAACAUCCUGUGGUUUUUCUAGUGGAUUUUCAGAACUUUUAUAAUCUGCAAAAUAUCCAAACUCCAGCACUUGCUAAAUUUUAAUAAACUUCAGUUGAAAGUUUAAAUUGAAGGUGCUGUUUAUAGCCCAUCACCCAGCGAAAGCCCGGUCAUCACAAUACAUCCUUGAGUGUUCUGAGAAAGUGAUGCUGGUCAUCGCAGCUUCAGCAUCUCCCGGAGUUUGAUGCUUGCCUCUCUGCUGAUCUCAGCAUUCCCAGCUCUCACCCCCAUCUGCUGUCCUGUGUAGUGAUGUGGUGAGAAACUUGCAGCACCCCUUCCCUCUGGCACUACAUGUGAGUUUCCAGUUUUAUUAUUGCAAUAAAGUGCUUUAUGCUGGCUUUUCUCA